UGUUGGCGUGUAGACGCCCGGGCGGUUCCGGUGGCGGCGGCGGAUGCCGUGGCUCUGGGGGUCGGUGCGGAGAAGAAGCCCCUCAGUCUUUGGGUCCCUCCCGCGUUGCGCCGUCGGCUCAGUGUGAAGUGAGGAGGAAGCGCGGCUGGACGGCGCGGAGUUUCCUUUUGCACAGUGGGAUAGGGGAGCAGGGAAGAGCAGAGUGCCAUACCCAUGAACUGAUGGCUUGAGGACAGAGGUGAGCCGGGGUCUGGGAGACAAGGAUGGCUGAGAAGUUAAUGAUACACGCUACGGCGCAUCCUCUGCUGAAUCUCAGGAACUUCCCUCUCGAUUCUUUCCUGCCCUUGGUGUGCACUGAAUGGUUCCUUCUCUUCACGGUGGUCUCACGUCUGAAACAUGGCUAUGGAGUGGCUGGGCAGUAUUGUUUCCAUCAACUGUGGCGAUAGCUUGGGUGUCUAUCAGGGAAGAGUGUCAGCGGUGGAUCAGGUCAGCCAGACCAUUUCUCUGACCCGGCCUUUCCACAAUGGAGUGAAGUGCCUUGUGCCAGAAGUCACCUUCAGGGCAGCUGACAUUACGGAAUUAAAAAUCCUGGAGAUACCAGGUCCUGGAGACAGCCAACAUUUUGGAGAUCUUCAUCAGACAGAAGUAGGCUCCUCUGGUGUUGGGUAUCAAGUGGGUAUCAACCAGAAUGGCAUGGGCAAGUUGGUCAAGAAGCCAGCCUCCUCCAGUGCCCCUCAGAACAUCCCUAAGAGGACAGAUAUGAAGGGCCAAGAUGUUGCCAUCUCCCCACAGCAGCAACAGUGCUCAAAAAGCUAUGUGGACAGGCACAUGGAAUCCUUGAGUCAAUCCAAAGGUUUCCGUCGUCGGCACAACUCUUGGUCAUCUAGUAGCAGGCACCCAAAUCAGGCAACUCCAAAGAAAAGUGGCAUAAAGAAUGGCCAAAUGAAGAAUAAAGAUGACGAGUGCUUCGGGGAUGAUAUUGAGGAGAUCCCAGACACAGAUUUCGAUUUCGAAGGGAACCUGGCCCUUUUUGACAAGGCAGCUGUGUUUGAGGAGAUUGACACCUAUGAGAGGAGAAGUGGUACCCGUUCCCGGGGCAUCCCAAAUGAAAAGCCUACUCGGUACCGCCAUGAUGAGAACAUCCUGGAGUCGGAGCCCAUUGUUUAUCGAAGGAUCACAGUGCCUCACAACGUGAGCAAGGAGUUCUGCACGGAUUCUGGCUUGGUUGUCCCAAGUAUUUCCUAUGAGCUGCAUAAAAAGCUGUUGUCUGUGGCUGAGAAACAUGGGCUGACUCUGGAGCGAAGACUGGAGAUGACAGGUGUCUGUGCCAGUCAGAUGGCACUGACCCUACUCGGAGGACCCAACAGAUUGAAUCCCAAAAAUGUUCACCAGAGGCCUACAGUGGCCCUGCUAUGUGGACCCCAUGCAAAGGGGGCUCAGGGUAUCAGCUGUGGAAGGCACCUAGCUAACCACGAUGUCCAGGUCAUCCUCUUCCUGCCCAAUUUUGUCAAGAUGCUGGAGUCCAUCACCAACGAGCUCUCUCUCUUUAGCAAGACCCAAGGCCAACAAGUAUCUAGCCUCAAAGACCUGCCCACCAGCCCUGUGGACCUGGUGAUCAAUUGCCUGGAUUGCCCUGAGAACGCCUUCUUGCGGGAUCAGCCCUGGUACAAGGCAGCCGUGGCCUGGGCCAACCAGAACCGGGCACCGGUGCUCAGCAUAGACCCUCCUGUGCACGAAGGUGAACAGGGCAUCGAUGCCAAAUGGUCACUAGCGCUGGGCCUGCCUCUGCCGUUGGGGGAGCACGCAGGCCGCGUCUAUCUGUGUGACAUCGGCAUUCCCCAGCAGGUGUUCCAGGAGGUGGGCAUCAACUACCACUCGCCCUUUGGCUGCAAGUUUGUCAUCCCACUGCACUCUGCCUAGAGGGGCUUGGGGCAGGCUGGACCCGGCAGUCCCCUGCGGCCUCUGACACUGAACUUGACAACGAACGCCUUAAGGAUGUGAAGCAUCAUGGACCUUGUUGUUAAAUUUUUUUCUUUUGGAUAUGUUUCUUCUGUGAGAGAACACACAGAUUUAAAACUGAUCUGUCACCUGCCCGUAGCCUGGGAAGGCUUCCCCCCUGGGUGCGUGGGUGGGUGGCAAGCUGAGUACGCAGUGGCUGCGUGUCUGCCCUUGGCCCAUGGCAGGUCAGGCUUUGUUUACAGACAAAGGCAGCUCUCAGGCAGUGUUUCAGGUUUACAGCCACUGGGCCUGGGUGAGCGCCUGAGGGUGGGGCAGGGCCCAGGUGAGGGCCUGCACCUGCUGUGUUGUAGAGCUUGCAGUUUUGUCUCCUGGCUUCACCCAGCCCGGGCAGCCCUUCCUCUAAUCAUGUAGAACCAGCCAUGCUGCAGCUGUCCACUAGAGGGCAGACUUUCCAUCAUUCAUUUUGAGGGUGUGACUAGGUCUUCUCCAGCACCACCCCCCUGCCCCCCACAGGUUGAUUAGGGGUCUUUUGCCCCUUUCUCCAGAGUUGAUCCAAGUUUAUGCUGGAGUUUUUCCAAGGACCCUUCCUUCCUUUCCACUCCAUUUGUCUGAGAGGCAGGGAAGGGGGUGGCAUCAGGCUGGUGAUAUACUCUGUUGGGAUUUUCUUGUUUUUCUGUCGUUUUCAGCAUCAGUAGUAUGAUGUUAUGUUACUGUAGAACCACCAUGUCCAUCCUGCCAGCAGGGCCCCUGCCUGUACCCGACGCCCUGUAGCCGGGGGCCAAGCCUUUGCCUAGUCUUGGGCCACAGGAUGCAGCUUUAAUGUUCAGUAUUGGGGAGGCCCCUAGGGGAGCCUGGUGCUGAGCCAGAAGAGGCUCCCUGGUGCUUCUGUCCUGGGCCACCCCCACUCUGUUCUGCCCCCUCUGCCCUUCACCUGAAAUGGCCCUCUGUAGCUGUCACCCCGGCAGGGUGCAUACCCUUCCCCUGUCUGGGCUUUGAACCCUCAUCCGGUGUCCACACUAGAUGAGUAGGCUUGGGGGCCAGUACCCUAGCUCAGAUGCCAAAACGAGGCUAGUUCUGGAUGAACUAGCUGAGGGGCUCAGCCAUAGAACACACACACUGCUGCUCAGAUCCAAAGGACUGAGCCCUGGCACCAUCACAGGCCUCGGCCCUCAAGGCUGGCGGGACAGGAGCCAUGCCGUGGGAACCAUCCUCCACAAGGGUUUGUGCUUUAAAGCCUUUUCCAGGGCUUCAGAUUGCCUUCUGCCCUGAGCCCACCCACUCUGGCUAACGGGAGAGGGCUCACCAAGGAUUGUGGACACAGGGUGGACCCGGUAUCACGGGUUUCAGGCUGUCACUUUUCUUAUAGGAGCAUAGCCAGGAGCAAAUGAGGAAGGGCAGGGAGGGCUGGUCCCUCCUUUCCUCCCAUCCUCCCUUAAACGUUAAACUGUCUCCAGCAGUGGGAGGAGGACAGGGACUAUGGGCCCUGUGCUGGGCAUCCCCCAUGAGCCUCUGCUCAUUCUCAGGGCCAACAAGCCCGAAUGAUGGGGCCCUGUGUGUAGAGGCAGGGCCACAGUCCAAGGAACACGGCUGGAUAGCAGGCAUCUUGAUAGGCAACAGUGAAACAGCUCUGGCUGCCCAACAGUUAGGCCCCCCGAUUGGGUACAUUGGAAAACGAGUAGGAAGAAACCCUGCCCAGAAGACUCUGCUUGCUUCAGUAAGCUGCAGUGGACCUCGGGGUGAUGGCCCAGUUGAAGGGCCAGUGGGAGUUUGUGCCCAAGCCUCUCCCUCUUCUUUUUCCCCAGGUGGCAGAGGGGCUUCCCCCUGCCCUCAGCCUCAGCCUCCUCCAGUGGUAUUAAAGAUAAGCACGACUCC
This is a messenger RNA of Loxodonta africana (African savanna elephant), 3831 nucleotides long. RefSeq names its product enhancer of mRNA decapping 3 (gene EDC3). Gene Ontology annotation, molecular function: mRNA binding. The coding region runs from base 397 to 1920 and encodes 507 amino acids. Gene Ontology annotation, biological process: deadenylation-independent decapping of nuclear-transcribed mRNA; P-body assembly. Gene Ontology annotation, cellular component: P-body. The transcript has 8 exons. The record is from RefSeq and is a predicted model, not a curated record. Lineage: Eukaryota; Metazoa; Chordata; Mammalia; Proboscidea; Elephantidae.